CUCCACCAUUACCGAGCCCCUGACUGAUGGUGCUCGGUCUGUUGUAAUAAAGCCGAUUUGAAACAUUGUGUCUGCUUCAGACGACACUACAAUCCGGGUGUGUGACGCAGAGACCAGCAGCGAACUGGGCGCCCCGCUCCGAGGGCAUACGGACUACGUUUGUGUCUGUUGAAAUCUCGCCAAAUCCACAAUGCAUCAUGUUCAGUUCCAAUGAUACGACCAUCCGAAUAUGGGAAGCGGAUACUGGCGACGUACUGUGCGUCCCUCUCAGAGGGCACACUGAUCUUAUCCGGCCUGCUCCGAAGCACAUCCAUUGCUUUUACUAUCCACUCCGACUCAUGCUCUUUCGGCUACAUCCUCCUUUCUGCAAGGUUCUCGCGUCCCAGCCUAUCUCUCGCAGACGAGGUCCUGAAGGACGGAUUCUCCUGUGGAUCCCAAUCCAUCCCCACCCGUCCGUCUACUCUGACGACAUGCUGAUAAUACACAAUGAUUCCGCACAGCUGGAUUUAAGUCGUUUCGCGCAUGGCAUGCGUGUCUAGAACACCCAACUCUACUCGAGACCUAUUCUAUGGGAACGCUGACUCGCACGAGAUGCAGUAUCGGCACUUGAAGAAGUGCGUUGAAUGGUGACAUUCG
This is a messenger RNA of Suillus clintonianus, 636 nucleotides long. RefSeq lists its product as uncharacterized. The record is from RefSeq and is a predicted model, not a curated record. Bases 198 to 539 code for a protein of 113 amino acids. The transcript is spliced from 2 exons. Gene Ontology annotation, molecular function: protein binding. NCBI's taxonomy places the organism in Eukaryota, Fungi, Basidiomycota, Agaricomycetes, Boletales, Suillaceae.